CCAAAGACCGCUGCAAAACAAAGCUGUCAAUGUUGCGAAGAGGUCGGAAGCUACCAAACCAGCGAAUUCCUCGUGGCCCCAGCACUCUAGAGAACAUGAUAAAAUAAUUUGAUAAAUUAAUCUGAUUAAUUUUUUUUUAUGUCUCCCGAGCAGUUUGAGGUGUACGAGGAAUUGGGCCGCGGAGCGUUCGGCGUGGUUUACCGUGCUUUUGACAAAGACUCCAGGAAAAUGGUGGCUGUCAAGCAGGUGGAUUUGGAAAGUGCAGAUGAACUGAACGAGAUCCAGCAGGAAAUCAAGAUUCUGUCUACGUGCCAGCAUGCGAACAUCACUCGAUACUACGGCUGUUUCCUUAAAGGAUACAAGCUGUGGAUUAUUAUGGAGUUUUUGGGUGGUGGAUCCUGCUCAGAGUUGCUCGUUUCCGGGCCAUUUGGAGAGAAGGCUAUUAGCUACAUCUUGCAUGAGCUGCUACAUGCUCUUGUGUAUUUACACGAAAAUGGCAAGAUCCACCGGGACUUCAAGGCUGCCAACGUGUUAUUGAGCUUUGAAGGGGACGUGAAAAUUGCAGAUUUUGGAGUCGCCACCCAGUUGUCCAACAACAUGUCCAAAAGAAACACUUUUGUCGGGACGCCCUACUGGAUGGCCCCUGAAAUUAUUCUUCACCAGCCAUACACAUAUUCUGCAGAUAUUUGGUCACUGGGUAUUACAGCAAUUGAACUAGCAUACGGCAAGCCUCCUCUUUCUCAGUACCAUCCGUUCGACGUGCUCUUUAGAAUCGCCGAGGACCCUGCUCCCGAGCUGGACUCGAGUUUCAGUAAGGAGUUCAGGGAUUUUGUGAAAGUUUGCCUGAAUAAAGAGUCAAAGCAGAGGCCGUCGGCCAAAGAACUCCUUAAACAUCCGUUUGUGCUUGCUGGCGCCAAGGUCGAUCGCUCGGAGAUAGUUAAGCUGAUCAAGCGCAAGCACGAAUGGGAUCUUGAAACAGGCAACACCGAGAAACGCUACUAUACACCUACUCUGGAGGAACAGACACCUCCUCUAUUCGAUAUCACGUUGAAAGAGGAACCUUCAAGUACCUUGAAGCCGGCGCCAUCCCGAAAGGUUCCAUUGUCGCCGAUGAAACGCACCUCCGAUGAGAAUGGGGACCAGGAGCUGAAAAAGACUCUUAAUCGCAUACUGAAUCAGUCGUUCAACAAGAUAAACGAAAAACAUAACCUCUCGACCUCGCAGUACGACCAGCUAGUUCUUUUUCAAAAGACCAUGAUGGAGUCAAUCGCGCUCAGCCCGGAUCAACAGUACCGAGAAGUGUUUUGUAAAUAUUUCAAGCUGGUGAUGAAGAAAAUAAUGACGACAGAUAACGAACAGCUGAAGGACAAACUAAUACCCAAAAAUCUCGAAAAAGAACGUCCUCGCGACGAAGUUGAAGAGCUGCUGUAUACUAGGUGGGCAGAAAGUAUGAUCGAGCGUUGGAGGAAGGAACAUUAAUAUUGAUAGCUACAUAUUCUGCAUAAUCUCAAUGGACAAUUGAAGACCCUGUAUUUUGUUGACAAGGUCAUCAAACAACGGCUUCUGUAUAACCACAGAGUUGCCUGCUGGUUGAACUGGCUUUUGAGCGACCGCAUUAGAAGGCUCAUAGUCGAAGCUCGGUGAUUCGGGGAUGUCUUUUGGUAAAGGUGGAGCAGAGGGAUUGGACGACAUAGAAGGUUUGGCGGGGUUCACCGAGUUCGAUGCGUCAAGUAUCCUGAAAGAAGCAGGCUGGGCAUGGCACUUAGACUUGGAGACGGCAGAUUUGUCAACUUUAGUAGGCUCUGGAUUUUCAAUACAUUCUGGAGCUUCAACACACUCGGUAAUUUCAACGGGCUUUGGAGCUUCUAUAGCUGGUUUCAAAGCAGCGGUCGAUUUGGCACCCUCCACUCUAUUAGUCUCGGUCACUUUGGAGUGAUGCGAUUUCGACUCCAAAUAUUGUUUAGGAACGACGGUGGUGAAGAGUCUGAAAAUCAUAUCGAUCUUGACAAGCUCCUCAACCGUGAAAACAGGACCAAGAGUGAGUUUUCCAUUGCAGACAGUGUUGAGGUCUCUGAGAUCGGCAAGUUCCUCCAUGAUUUCAUCCACGUACCAGCAGAACGACAUCAUCCACGGAAUCAAGAAAGAAAUGUACUUAUCGUUGAAAACUAGGACGCGGGUUUGGUCAUCAGACUCAUCUUCAUUGUCGGGCCCACCGAGCCCCACUCUCAUCUCCCAGUUGCGGAAGCACAUGAGCAUAGGCCGGGUUUUCUUUUUGGUGAGCUCCUUUAGAAUUCUGACUGCGUAAGCCCUGAUUUUUUUGGGUUGGUAUUCAAGUUCUGAUUUAUCCAUAGUUGCUACCAUGUGGUCUGAAGGGCGCCAAUUUAUAGAGCUCUGGAGAUGGCUGGUGUGAUCGUCUACCGAACACUCCAUACUCACUCGCAGAAAGUGGCUGGGACGAACCAAAAUGAAUAUAUGUAGAAAAGUGACUCGUCAGUUAUUGAAAUGCAUACCACUCAACUUUGACUGCAAUUCCUGUAUAUGGCUGGAAGGGGAGGACACUGAACCCACAGAAGGCUUCUUUGCAGGAACUGGUGGCUUCUGUUUGGAGCCGAUAGCUUCAGCCACCUCUGAGUUUGACAGUUUUUUGGGAACUGGCGGCUUGGGCUUUGCAGAUAGAUGUGUUGGUUUAGAUGGAGG
Molecule: messenger RNA, 2697 nt
Organism: Ogataea polymorpha
Lineage: Eukaryota; Fungi; Ascomycota; Pichiomycetes; Pichiales; Pichiaceae
Exons: 1
Coding region: 139-1479 (446 amino acids)
Biological process (GO): protein phosphorylation
Molecular function (GO): ATP binding; protein kinase activity
Source: RefSeq, a predicted model, not a curated record